GGCAGUUCGGAGGGAAGCUCUGGGAUCCACGUCGUCCUUGGCAAUGAGGCCUGUGACCUCGACUCCAUGGUGUCAUCCCUUUCCUUUGCCUACUUUCUGUCCAAAGUGAGUCAGCUAGCUUCUAGCCUGUACCGCCUCUCAUUAGUGAAUUCCUCAGCCCAGGUCGGAAAUAAGUAUUCAUUCCCCUCCUCAUAUGUUUAGAUUUUUAUACUGUAACAAAUAUUGACACUUUACUUGAGUGCUGCCGAAAGUGGGGUCCACGGGCCCUUGACAAACUUGGCCCUUCACAAAAAUGUUGGCUCUCCAGAGGCUUCCAGAAUGAUCUUAUGUAAUUAUGAACAAUAUAUUUUGGAACAUUCUAUAUCUUGAACAUUUGAUUGCUGACAUGCAAAACAUUUUGGGACUGUAACAACAAUGGACUAAUGAAACAAAUACCAAAAUAUAGUUUUUGACUGGAAUUUUCCUUUUAAGUCCCAUACAAGAAAAAUAACAACUCUAUGGUGCAGUUGUUUGAAAGCAAAUUGGUGGACGAAUAUGUCCUGCUAUGCGGUAAUGAAUAGGUAUCUUCUAUUUGACUUGUGAACAGAGUUGAGAGAGCUGGGCCAAAGUCCUGAAUCACCACAUGCUCGGAAUUAGCUCUGUGAGUGAGUCAUUUGUAAGUCUGAGGGCCAUGAAUAGCUUGACCAAGCGUAACCAAAAUGCCCAGCAUUCUCCAAAAUAGGACCAGACAACCCUCAGAGUCACUCAAGCGUAAAAACAGUGUCUGUGCCCUGGCCACCGGGCGCCGGUCUCUUCUUAUCUUUCAUUACUGCAUUGAUCCAUCCGUCCUCCCUAACCCCUGGUUAUAGCUGCUCGCUAGCCUAGACACCCCCGCUACUCAUCAAAUAUUCACACAACCUCAGAUACUCAAGAUCCCCCAAAGGCCUGAGAAGAUGGACAAAAACAUUGCAGAGGAAUCACAGCUAGCCUCAGCAGCAAGGUGCGUUGGUGUCAGAUGUCUGUUUUGACCUGGUCUCCCUCUUCCAUCCUUUCCUCCUUUUCUCCUCCUCUUCUUCCAUCCCCCUUUGUUCCCAGACGUCUGGCAGCUCGGGUAAGACUGUGGUGCCGGUGCUGAACAUCCCGAGGGCUGAAUUCCCCCUGCGGUCCGACAACGUGUUCCUACUGAAGGAGAGCGGUGUUCCGCCGGAGGCUCUGGUAUUCCGUGACGAGGUGGACCUGGCAGGGCUCCAUAGAGCCAAGAGGCUGACGCUCACCCUGGUGGACCACAACAUGCUUCCUAGGUCAUCGGUUGCAACAUUACUCUUUCUAUUUAUUUGCUUUACUCUCACUCUCGUUCUCUCCGUUGCCAUCUCUUUGCCUUUCUCUCACUCAGACUUUCUUCCACUGAUACUUACAGUAUCAAGUAGUAUUGGCAACACAGGUGAACUUUAUGGGAAAGUGCCUGAUCUGUGGAGGGCCAGUUUCCUGGACCAAGAUUGAGGAAACACAUAGUUAAGGAUGUAUGACACAACGUAUUUCACAAUAUUCAUUCAACUCUGACUUUUCCCUGUAGUGCUGACAUCGACUUGGAAGAGGCAGUUGUGGAAGUUAUUGACCACCACCACCUCGAGAGGACACCCUCCACUUCCUGUUCCGUCACCGUGGAAACCGUGGGUUCCUGUGCCACCUUGGUGACGGAGCACAUUCACCACAAGGCACCUGAAGUGCUAGACAGACAGGUGGCCCAAUUAUUAUACGGUAUGUUUGCCACAGCAACAAUUCUCUUACGUCCAGCAUUCUGUAUAACGUGUCAUACUCCAGUCCUCGAGGGCCACAGUGUCUCCGGGUCUUUAAACAAUGUAUACCUCAGAACUAGGCAGCGGGGAAUAUGGCAGGAUGAAUUAUCACUGAAUUAGACAAUUAUCUUGUAGUUGCGCUUGUUUGUCAAUGCCAGCAGUAACCAUUGGUUCAGUUCACCUAUACUUGGCAGUGUGCCCACACAGGGGCCAUUGUGCUGGAUUGUGUCAACAUGGCCCCUGAGGCGGGCAAGGUCACACCCAAGGACAGCCAACUGGCCUGCCUGCUGGAGUCACGCUUCCCCGACCUGCCACCCAGGGGCGCCCUCUUCCAGUCCCUGCAAAGUGCCAAAUUUGACAUCUCAGGUAAAAAGGUGGGAAAAACAUGCCAUGGGAGAGGUGUUGACAGGUGCACAAAAUGACACUGCCUUGUCACUUGACAUUCAGUGACAUAAGAUGCCAUGACAGUAUGACAUUAUUAUGUCAAUAUUAUGACAUUGUUAUGACAUACCGUUCAAACAAAGUGUUACCCAUAUUUAAAGAGAAUGUUGUAGAGCAGGGCUGCCCAACCCUCUUCCUGGUGAUCUACUGUCCUGUAGGUUUUCAGUCCAACCCUAAUUUAGCAUAUCUGAUUCAGCUAGUUAAGGUCUUGUUGAGCAGCUAAUAAGUAGAAUCAGGUGUGUUAAAUUAAGGUUGGACUGAAAACCCACGGGACGGUAGAUCACCAGGAAGAGGGUUGGGCAGCCCUGCUCUACAACAUUCUCUUUAAAUACGAGAUUUCACAUGACCUCAAAAUAAUGUUGUGGAGUGACCAUCUAGAAGUAAACUAAAUUAUAUGUCAAACCCUUUAGGUAGGAACCUCUGCUCUGUUGACCCAAUGACUGGACAAAGCCAUCAAUCACGUGACACCAUUCAUUCCUAUGUAAAACUCAAUAGCGCAUUGAAGCAAAAUAAAGUCUGUUAAGAUGGCGUCUCAUGGAGACAUAAUAUGAAGAGUUUGAGCUACUCCAGGGACUGACAUUGCAGGCUAGCUCAGUGCUUCCCUCUCUCAUUGAGUAACUCAAGUUGAAGGCCGACUGGGUACCAUGAUAUUGUUACCAUGAUUGUCUUCUAAAAAAAGAUAGCCAUUUCUCCAUUCACUAUAAUGGGGAUCCUGUUUUCUGCUAACAAUGCCUGCAGUAAUGCGAUCGGCCUUGAACCUUCAAUCCGAGGGGACGGUCGUUUUACCUUGUGUUGACCACAUUCCAGCUUUAUCUUACUAUGUGCCCUUGACUUUUUCAAAAUGUUGUUGUGUUACAGCCUGAAUUUAAAAUGGAUGAAAUUUAGAUUUUUUUGUCACUGGCCUACACACAAUACCCCAUAAUGUCAAAGUGGAAUGAUGUUUUUCAAAUGUUGUACUAAUUAAUUAAAAAUGAAAAGCUUUGUUAUGGCUGCCUAAAUAAGUUCAGGAGUAAAAAUGUGCUAAACAAGGCACAUAAUACAUCGCCUUCAGAAAGUAUUCACACCCAUUGACUUGUUCCACAUUUUGUUGUGUUAAAGCCUGAAUUUAAAAUGUAUUAAAUUGAGAUUUGUUUGUCACACUCUGUGUGCAAUAACAGUGUUUAACAUAAUUUUUGAAUGACUCCCUCAUCUCUGUACCCUACACAUAUACUUAUCUGUAAGGUCCCUCAGUCGAGUAGUGAAUUUCAAACACACAUUCAACCACAAAGACCAGGGAGGUUUUCCAAUGCCUCGCAAAGAAGUGCACCUAUUGGUAGAUGGGUAAAAAAAAAAAGCAGACAUUGUAUAUCCCUUUGUGCAUAGUGAAGUUAUUAAUUACACUUUGGAUGGUGGGUGUAUCAAUACACCAAGUCACUAUAAAGAUACAGGUGCCCUUCCUAACUCAGUUGCUGGAGAGGAAGGAAACCACUCAGGGAUUUCACCAUGAGGCCAAUGGUAACUUUAAAACAGUUACAGAGUUUAUUGGCUUUAAUAGGAUAAAUCUGAGGAUGGAUCAACAACAUUGUAGUUACUCCACAAUACUAACCUAAUUGACAGAGUGAAAAGAAGGAAGCCUGUACAGAAUAAAAAAUAUUCCAAAACAUGCAUCCUGUUUGCAACAAGGCACUAAAGUAAAACUGCAAAAAAUGUGGCAAAGCAAUUCAACUUUUUGUCCUGAAUACAAAGUGUUAUGUUUGGGGCAAAUUCAAUACAACACAUUACUGAGUACCACUCUCCGUAUUUUCAAGCGCAGUGGUGGCUGCAUCAUAUUAUGGAUGCAAGGACUGACCAUCCUUGAUAUCACAAUUAUAGUUUUAAUCAUGUUUUGAGGCUAUACAGUGUUUACAUUUACUUUGUUUACAAAACAAGCUUAUAUUUUGGGUUAUGAAGAGGUACGACACUUGAACUAAGCUCAUGAGGCAUUUCUAAGUUAUAUUCUACAAGAAUCAAUGGGUAAAUAUCAUUAAAUUAUAAGUCCAAAAAUGGACGUAGCAACUACUUAUUGCCCAGUAAAAAGCUUUUUCAUCAAAUUGUCCCCUUUUCUUUUUAUGUCAGAUGGUCCAGCAUCAUCCUCAGACAAUUGCUAUAAUUCUUGGUCUAAUUCUCAUUUCUGGAAAAGGAUUAAAAUAAAGGUUAAAAUCCAGGUCAUGUGCCAUGAUUAACCAAAACACAGGGCCCUGUAUAUAUGAUCUACAUUGUAACUUAUGAUAUGCUGUAGUGUUUGUCAUGCAGUAGCGUCUAUACCCAAUUACAUUGUAAUACCAUUGUAAUACUGCUUGGCCCAUUGGUUUGUGUUACAGGUCUUUCUACAGAGCAGAUCCUGCUGAAGGACAUGAAGGCUGUCUCUGGGGGUGACCUGAGACUGGCAGUCAGCGCUGUGUACAUGACACUAGAUGUACGUACUGUCUAGUCAUGCCGUUACUUCACUUAAUGCACUCUGCCACCACCAUGCUAAUGCCACCAUGCUUUAAACUGAGACUCAGUGAUAUUAAGUAAUCAGACAGUGAGUGUGAGGCAAGGGGCUGCACUCGUCAGUACCAACACAUACAGUUGAAGUCGAAAGU
Messenger RNA from Coregonus sp. 'balchen', 4819 nucleotides. Lineage: Eukaryota; Metazoa; Chordata; Actinopteri; Salmoniformes; Salmonidae. The record is from the annotation of a GenBank genome assembly.